Molecule: messenger RNA, 1366 nt
Organism: Trematosphaeria pertusa
Lineage: Eukaryota; Fungi; Ascomycota; Dothideomycetes; Pleosporales; Trematosphaeriaceae
Product: deoxyribonuclease tatD
Exons: 7
Coding region: 178-1131 (317 amino acids)
Cellular component (GO): cytosol
Molecular function (GO): 3'-5'-DNA exonuclease activity
Source: RefSeq, a predicted model, not a curated record
CAUCACAUGUGCAUAGUCUCCAUUUCACGAAGCGUCAGACAAAAGGCUGCAGCUCACAUACGGCAGCCUCAUCUGUUGAGCCUCCGUCUUCAGGCAAGCAAGUGCGCCAAUCCGCAGCAAGUGCACCCUUUCGGAAAAAGUGCUUGUAAUACAGCAAGGUCAUUGAGCUCCUUCACGAUGGGGGCCGAUGCUACUCAACUACGCUAUGUCGAUAUCGGCAUCAACCUCACCGAUCCCGUCUUUCGCGGAGAGUAUCACGGAACUCAGAAGCACGAAAAUGACUUCGAUGACGUCCUUCAACGCGGACUAGAAGCCGGGUGCAAGAAGUUCAUGGUGACCGGCUCAGACCUCAAGCAGUCGGAGCAUGCCGUGGAAAUAGCCAAAGCGCAUCUCGGCCUCUGCUACGCAACCGUCGGCGUCCACCCCUGCUCCGCAAAGCACUUCGACAGCUAUCCCGGGGGCCCCAGCGCCCUCCUCUCUGCCCUCAAAGACCUUGCCCUCUCCGCCAAAGCAUCCGGCCACGUCGUCGCCUUCGGCGAAAUCGGCCUCGACUACGACAGGCUCUUCCUCACCGUCAAGGAAACGCAGCUCAAGUACUUUGAAGCCCAACUCGACGUCGCGGUCGAAGUUCAGCUCCCGCUCUUUCUGCAUAUGCGGGCCGCGGCUGACGACUUUGAGAGGUUGCUGCGGGACAGGCUGGGUGAGCUGCCGAAGCGGGGGCUCGUCCAUAGCUUUACUGGGACAGUCGAGGAGAUGCUGGGAGUGGUUGGUAUGGGGUUUGAUAUCGGGGUUAAUGGGUGCAGUAUGAAAACGGAGGAAAACAUCGAAGUAGUCCGCCAAAUCCCGCUCACCCAUCUCCAGAUUGAGACUGACGGACCCUGGUGCGAAAUGCGCCCCUCCCACGCCUCCGCCGCCUACCUCACCGACGCGCCGCCCCUGCCGCGCGCCGUCAAAAAAGAAAAGUUCGCCAAAGGCCUCAUGGUCAAGGGCCGCAACGAGCCCGCCACAAUCCCACACGUCGCGCACGCAAUCGCCAAGAUAAAAGGCGUCACUGUGGAGGAAGUGUGCGAAGCGGCGUGGCGUAACUCGAUCAAGAUGUUUGGAUUGGGAGAGACGCUGGAGGUGGAGUGAUCGGGUUCGGGUUCGGUGUGGUUCGGUGCGACGCGAUACGAGAGUGUUCGUGUAGCAGAUGCAGUGAAUGUGGAUGGACCGUUCGAGCCCGAUAGCGCAGGCGUUCAUGCGAUCCCUAGAUAGAUAUAGAAGCAUAGACAUGUGAAUCUGAGUUCCGUUCGCGAUCGGCUUGUGCACCUGCCGAUGGUGCAGAGCGCCGGUCGUGAGUCGACGGAGGGUUCAUGCCUUGACAAGC